Messenger RNA from Laccaria bicolor S238N-H82, 1896 nucleotides. RefSeq lists its product as uncharacterized. Gene Ontology annotation, molecular function: protein binding. NCBI's taxonomy places the organism in Eukaryota, Fungi, Basidiomycota, Agaricomycetes, Agaricales, Hydnangiaceae. Gene Ontology annotation, biological process: protein import into peroxisome matrix, docking. The transcript has 9 exons. The record is from RefSeq and is a predicted model, not a curated record. Gene Ontology annotation, cellular component: peroxisomal membrane; cytosol. The coding region runs from base 1 to 1896 and encodes 631 amino acids.
AUGUCGUUUCAAGGCCUGAUAUCUGGUUCUGAAUGCGCCGUUCCAUCUAAUCCCUUGUCUCAAGUACUCAAACAUACGGAAGGAGACCGGAGCUUGCAACAGCUCCAUCAACUUCCUGGAACCUUGAACCCAACAUCAAAUGAGCAUGACGUUGCUCUCGCUCGCCAAUUUUUUGACACGAACCAGCAAGGCCAUGAAAUGGCACCCAGUUUUACAAUUCCAUAUGCUUUGGGGCCGGCUCGUAUGGAUACAAUGAGUGGGCCGCACUUGCACGAUGCGUGGGUGAAGGAACAACAGGGCAUACGCCCUUUCGAAGAGCUGGCGAACAACGCAGCUUGGGCGUCUGAGUUUGGAGGUUCCUACUCGCCUUCACCUUCAGCACAGCAAAUUAUGGUCAGCAAGCCAGAAUAUCAGCGACCCUCACUCAUGUCGGGAGUUGUGAUGCAUGGAGGCACUAUGCCAGUGACCAUGUACGGCGCGAAUAAUGUAGCGCAUUAUGGACUGAGCGCAAAUUUUAAUGUUGUGGAAGGCAAGGGAAAGGGAAAGAGCAGGGAAGCCGACUUCGAGGCGGCCUUCGCCCAAAUCGCCGCGUCACUCACUCCAGCGCAAGCCGAUGUAUCUGGUUUUGUAGAGAUUGAAGAUGAAGCGACAGACAUCGAAGAGUCGCUCAAGAACGUCUCCCUCAAUGUUAGCGAAUCCGACGUUGAACAUGGGACAGACUUCCAAAAGGUUUGGGAUCAGCUGCAGAAAUCAGAAUUGCCACCUCCGAAGGAAGAUCUUGCCAAGUGGGAAGCCGAAUUUUCUCAGUUGAUGAAUGCCCAACGGGACGAACUUGAUGACUAUGGCUCCGCCAUGCAAGAAGCAUGGGAGGGCGGCGUUGGGAAUUAUCAAGAAGGCACGCAUGGGGAGAAUCCCGUUCGUUUCGAUGCGGAAGGGAUUCCAAUGUUGGGCGAUUACGUCUUCGAACAGAACAACAAAUAUCUCGGUCAACCCCCCUCGUCUCGCUCACUCUUAGACGAUGCUAAAGCUCUUUUGGAACAAAACGGGUCCUUAUCUGAAGCCGCUAUGAUGCUGGAAGCUGCUAUUCAAGAGGGACAGCUGGGAGAAGGUGGUUUCGAGACUUGGAUCCUUUUGGGUGAGACGCGGAAUAUGGAUGAGCGAGAGGACGCAGGGAUGCGAGCCUUGACGCAUGGAGUGAAGCUCGCAGAAGAGGCAGGUGCCCCAGGUGCAGGAAUGCUGUCUCUGGCGAUAUCCUUCACAAAUGAGUCAUACGACCGUGCAUCCCACAGUAUGCUCUUACGCUGGCUAAGAGCUCGAUUCCCGACUUUGGUUGUGCCUGAAGAGACGAUCAAAGCCAUGUCUACUAACUCUGCAUGGGACACGCACACUCGCAUUACUGAAUUGUUUCUUGGUUUGGCCCGGUCGCAGCAUGACCAAGGCGUAAUGGAUCCAGACGUUCAGAUUGGCCUUGGCGUACUGUUUUACACCAAUGGUGAAUACGAUCGCGCGAAGGAUUGUUUCGCAACUGCCCUGGCGGCACGGCCAAAGGAUUACCUUCUCUGGAAUAGGUUUGGGUCCUCUUUAUCAAAUGGCAACAAGCCAGAAGAAGCUUUGGGAGCGUAUCGGGAAGCUCUUCAAAUCCGACCGACGUAUACCCGCGCGAUUUACAACGUCGGGGUAGCUUGUUUGAACAUCGGCGCUGACAAGGAAGCAGCAGAACACUUUCUGAGCGCAUUGAGCCUGCAGCAAUCAACAAGUGGAGAUACCAGUGACCAGCUGUGGUUUACCCUCCGCCGCGCUUUAUUGUCAAUGAAUCGGAUAGACCUUGCAGACCUGGCCAAGCCUGAAGCAAGGAGUAGCUUAGAAUUAUUUAGGAAAGAAGGCUUCGACUUUUAG